AUGUUCUGUCAGUCUAUCCAACAGUUCUAUAGUCUAUCCAACAGUUCUAUAGUCUAUCCAACUAUACAACAGUCCUCUCAGUCAACACCCAAACGGACAAUAUUCGCCGCAAUCUCAACAAUAUCCACGAAUCAAAAUCGGUGGACCUCUCGGACAAUUGGUUCCAAAUGGCAUUCAAUUGGGAGCCGGUCUCGGGUCGAUUCUCAACUCACUCAUUGGCGAAUCCGCCGCUUCUUCGCCUUCCGUCGCCGUCCAACACCCGCCGCCGCACCGGCCGUCUCAUCCACAACUGGAUCUGCCCUUCGCCGCCAACACUCCGUUCGCGAUUCGUGUUCCGUCGGCGUCGUCUGGCCAACAAAUGCUGCAGAAGUAUGGAUCAGCUCUUUUCGGCCAACAGAUGGCGUCGCAAUCUUUUUUACCACAAAACGAAGUUCUUUCGGCCGCCGCUUCCGAACAUUAUUCAACUUUGAGUGACUCUGCGCUGGCAA
Oppia nitens is the source of this 488-nucleotide messenger RNA. RefSeq lists its product as uncharacterized. The record is from RefSeq and is a predicted model, not a curated record. Bases 1 to 474 code for a protein of 157 amino acids. NCBI's taxonomy places the organism in Eukaryota, Metazoa, Arthropoda, Arachnida, Sarcoptiformes, Oppiidae. The transcript is spliced from 3 exons.